Molecule: messenger RNA, 2327 nt
Organism: Oryzias latipes (Japanese medaka)
Lineage: Eukaryota; Metazoa; Chordata; Actinopteri; Beloniformes; Adrianichthyidae
Product: tripartite motif-containing protein 16-like
Molecular function (GO): protein binding; zinc ion binding
Source: RefSeq, a predicted model, not a curated record
AGGAAGUGAAACUCUCACAGUCUUUGUGUCUGAGAGGAGAAAUGGCGCAGAAAGGAGUUGAUCUGGAUCAAGAAACUCUCCGCUGUUCCAUCUGUCUGGAUCUGCUGAAGGAUCCGGUGACUAUUCCCUGUGGACACAGCUACUGCAUGAAGUGUAUUCAAGGAUUCUGGGAUGAAGAGGAUAAAACCCCCAGCUGUCCUCAGUGCAGGAAGACCUUCAUACCGAGACCUGUUCUGGUGAAAAGCACCUUGUUAGCAAAUAUAAUAGAGAAGCUGAGGAAGACUGGACUCCAAGCUGCUCCUGCUGAUCUCUGCUAUGCUGGACCUGAAGAUGUGGUCUGUGAUGUCUGCACUGGAAGAAAACUGAAAGCCAUCAAGUCCUGUUUGAUCUGUCUGGCCUCUUACUGUGAGAAACACCUUAAGCCUCAUUUGGAUGCAGCUGCAUUCAAGAAACACAAGCUGGUGGAACCCUCCAAGAACCUGCAGGAGAACAUCUGCUCCCAUCAUGAUGAGGUGAUGAAGAUGUUCUGUCGCACUGAUCAGAAGUGUAUCUGUUAUCUCUGCUCUGUGGAAGAACAUAGAGGCCACGACACAGUCUCAGCUGCAGCAGAAAGGACUGAGAGGCAGAGAGAGCUGGAGGAGAGUCAACAACAAAUCCAGCAGAGAAUCCAGGACAGAGAGAAGGAGGUGAAGCUGCUUCAACAGGAGGUGGAGGCCAUCAAUCACUCUGCUGAUCAAACAGUGAAGGACAGUGAGAAGAUCUUCACUGAGAUGAUCCGUCUCAUCCAGAAAAGAAUCUGUGAUGUGAAGAAACAGAUCAGAUCCCAGCGUCUAACUGAAGUGAGACGAGUCAAAGAUCUUCAGGAGGAGCUGGAGCAGGAGAUCACUGAGCUGAAGAGGAGAGACGCUGAGCUGAAGCAGCUCUCACUCACAGAGGAUCACAGCCAGUUUCUGCUCAACUACCCCUCACUGCCACCACUCAGUGAGUCCACACACUCAUCCAGCAUCAAUGUCCGUCCUCUGAGAUACUUUGAGGAUGUGACAGCAGCUGUGUCAGAGCUCAGAGACAAACUGCAGGACAUUCUGAGAGAGGAAUGGACAAACAUCUCACUGACAGUCACUCAUGUGGAUGUUUUACUGCCAGAACCAGAACCAAAGAGCAGAGCUGACUUCCUCAAAUAUUCAUGUCAAAUCACACUGGAUCCCAACACAGCAAACAGACAACUGUUACUGUCAGAGGAGAACAGAAAAGUGACAUUUAUGGAAAAACCUCAGUCUGAUUUUUAUUAUCCAGACACAUUUCUUUAUUUUUUUCAGGUUCUGAGUAGAGAGAGUCUGACUGGACGUUGUUACUGGGAGGUGGAGUGGAGAGGGGAAUAUGUUUGUGUAGCAGUUGCAUACAAGAACAUCAGCAGAUCUGGAGAUGAAAGUGAAUUUGGCUUUAGUGAUAAAUCUUGGUCAUUAGAUUGUUUUCAAGAUAGUUUCUCAUUUUACCACAACAGCAUAAAAACCUCCAUCUCAGCUCCUGUUUCCUCCAGAGUAGGAGUGUACCUGGAUCACAGAGCAGGUGUUCUGUCCUUCUACAGCGUCUCUGAAAGCAUGACUCUCCUCCACAGAGUCCAGACCACAUUCACUCAGACGCUCCAUGCUGGACUAAGGUUGGGUUUUGGUUGUGUUGGAGCCACAGCAGAGUUCUGUAAACUCAAAUAGUUCCUGAAAGAAGUGAAAUGUUUGUUUUGAGUGAUUUCUCUGCUUUAGAUCAUUUUGAACUAAACUUUUUAACCCUUGUGCUAUCUUAGAUGACCCCACCUUUACAUUGACGUGUUCUCCCUGCCAUGAUAAAGGUGGAUAAAGGUGGAAAGAUUUCAUGUAAUUCAUGGACACCAGUGAGGUACACAAAUCAUUGAAGAAAAAAGGUUCAGCGCACUGUCUAGUGGGUCUAGAUGACCCAACUCCCAACGUUAAAGUGCCUAGGAUAGCACAAGGGUUAACUGUUAAUAUUCUGUGGAGUAAUGUUUGUUGUCAGAAAUAUAGAGUGAAAUGAAAAAUCUCUAGAAUGUGGAUUUGAGACAUUUUUGAACAUAAAUCUCAAACGUUUGAGUAAAAUCUGUUUUCUUCCUGUUUCUUUGAACUUUGGGAUUUUACUGUUUGAAUUCAAAUUUCACACAAAUGUUUUGUUCAUGUUUUUGUGUUGUUGUAGAAAGAAGAACAUUUACAACUUGGUUUUCUUUCUAUUUGUUUCAUUUUACAAUUUUGGAUUGAAGAUUUGCGUUUUCACUUCUUUGUUUUUUCAGAGAAAAGUUGUUUCUGAUCAUUUGACAAUGAAAA